AUGUUGCGCAUUAUCUUCCUCUUAUCUCUCAUUUUUGCUCUAUCCAAUGCCUCUGUUCAAGACUUCUGUGUGGCCAACCUGAAACGUGCUGAAACCCCUGCGGGUUACCCUUGCAUUCGUCCCAUUCACGUCAAAGCCAAGGACUUUGUCUUUUCCGGUUUAGGCACUCCUGGAAACACUACAAACAUCAUCAGCGCUGCUGUCACGUCAGGUUUCACCGCUCAGUUCCCAGGUCUGAACGGUCUAGGCCUCUCUACAGCUAGAGUUGACCUACCUCCUAAAGGUGUGAUCCCAAUGCACACCCACCCUGGUGCCUCUGAGGUUCUAUAUGUCCUUGACGGCUACAUUACAGCUGGGUUUGUCUCCUCUGCGAACUCUGUCUACGUGCAGACACUAAAACCAGGACAGAUCAAUGCUGGAAAAUCAGCUGCUGCAGCCUUUGUCACUUUCAGCAGCGCUAGUCCUGGUCUUCAGAUUCUUGAUUUCACGCUUUUUGCUAACAAUCUUCCCACUGAACUGGUCUCGGCUACUACUUUUCUUGACCCUACUUUAGUUAAGAAGCUAAAGGGUGUUCUUGGAGGAACUGGCUAA
Messenger RNA from Eruca vesicaria subsp. sativa (arugula), 591 nucleotides. The record is from the annotation of a GenBank genome assembly. Lineage: Eukaryota; Viridiplantae; Streptophyta; Magnoliopsida; Brassicales; Brassicaceae.